Actinia tenebrosa (Australian red waratah sea anemone) is the source of this 5142-nucleotide messenger RNA. RefSeq lists its product as uncharacterized. Gene Ontology annotation, biological process: regulation of Rho protein signal transduction. The record is from RefSeq and is a predicted model, not a curated record. Lineage: Eukaryota; Metazoa; Cnidaria; Anthozoa; Actiniaria; Actiniidae. Gene Ontology annotation, molecular function: guanyl-nucleotide exchange factor activity.
UCAGUUGGUGGAUAGUUCUUGGUAGAGGAAUGUAUUUUUGGAUUUUACUGUUUCUAGUCUAAAUAAUUCACAUUUACGUCCAUUGGACCCUCAUUGGAAGUGUUAGUUAAUAGAUCUUUAUAUYGAUGAAAUGUAAAUCGGCGUGGAUAAGAAUUACGCAACGAAUUUUGUACCUUGAUGCAGACUUUCUGUCUGUUAGCCUAAAAGUUGUAUCAGAUUCUCUUUAUUUGCAAAAUUAUGAAUGUGUAGACAAUUGUUCGUCUUAAUCGAACUCGAACGAAGCAGGAAUAUAACACUGGGAGUCUUAAGUAUCUCAAGAAAGUUUUUUUCUACUGGAGCCCAUAUACUGAGAGCGUAAGUGGUAAAAGUGCAGAUCACCUUGACUCCCUUGAGSGCGAAGUGAUUCCUGGCGACUGGUCUGCGACAUGAGUUCGUCGACCACUGACUCCUCGCUUCAAGUCACCUCAUCCAAAACAGAGGCAUGUUGUAUGGCAUUCACACCUCAAAGCUGCCCUACAAAGGGUGGUGAACUGGUGUUUAUAACAUAUUCAGAUGACUUUCCACUACCUAAAGAAGCAGAAUUUUUCCUUGUAUUUGAAGGUUGCAGUGAAGUACAUGUGACAACCUCUCAGCAAAUCAAUCGAUACACUUUACGUGCUGUUGUACCAGAUCAUGCAACUGCCGAAAGAGUCUCCUUAACAGUUUACUGUCUCAAAAAUGAYGUACUGGGCAUCUUGUCCUCCCACACGUUUUUGUAUUACCUUGAAACAGAGCAUAUUUUGGCAGAACUGCUUGCCCAGAAUAUCUCAGACUCUAAAUUCUUAGAAUCACUUGUUCCGUUGUGUUCUUCUGUAUCCAACAAUGUUUCUUGCAAUUUGAGAGAAGCCCUGGACUUUAGGAUUACCAAUGCCUUUGAAUUACUUGAUUUCUCUCCAUCAUGGACAAUUCUUGGUGAUGAAAGUGAUGAAGUGGAUAAUGGCUUCGAAACAACAUUGCUACAUUUGUCUGCCCACCUUGGCUUCAGCCAAUUUGCUUCAUUUUUAAUGGACCAUCCUGGAGCUAGUCAUGCUUUGGAAAUUCAGGAUAGAAAUGGAAAGCUGCCUGUUGACAUUGCUAAAGAUAAAGGGUUACAGACCCUAGUUGAUGUAUUUUUAAGAGGAGCUGUGGAGAAAAAUGCAAAGCCAAAAUCAAAAGAAAUUUCCAAGUCACGUGUCACCAAGAGUGAGAUUGGUACCACAACUAUUUCACAUACAAGAACAGAUCAGGAAAAUGUCAUCGAAAAAGAUAUUGAAAUGCUGAGAGAAAUGAAUAACCUUGUCAAAGAGGAGUUAAGCAAAAGAAUUCCUAUUUUUAUGCACUUGUGGCCAGUUAACAAGAAUGAGAACCAGAAAACAGAAAGGGGAUCCACUACAAACAAUAAUGAACAUGCAGGAAAGAAAGAUAUAAAAAGUCAAUGUAGGAUACCUGGGUCAAACAGACUGCUUCUUGAGCAAAAUCUUAAGAGAUUAAGAGACAUAAAUGAGGAGAUUCAAAGGCUUCGUGUCACUUCACAAAGAAAUCAUAGAGAGACUGGGACAAAAGGGCCUGCAGACAGGAGGCAAAUGCGUCGACUAUCUUGUCCAUCAUUCAGAGGUCAAGACAUUACACAAGCUCAUAUGAUAAUUGGCAAACCUGUAAAGCAAGAGGAAAGGCCUCCCAGUGAUAAAAUGGCAGGAAUGAUAAAUACGAAAAAUGAGAAAGAAAUAUCUUGCAACUCCAUUAAUGAAGAUCUUGACAAAAGCACCUAUCUAGAUGUUGAUGACUCAUCUGAUAUGCGAAGGCGAAGUUGGGGUGAGAAGAUAAAAGAUGAUGGGAAAUCUGGCUUCCAUGAUAGGGUCAGUUCAAGUCUGGAUGAUCUAACAAGCACCGAGUAUAUAAGAAAGACUAGAGAACCAUCUCGCAGUAGAACUCAAGUUAUUGAUCUUCCUAAACACUUAACGAAGGAAGAAGAAAGUAACAAACUGGCUGAUAUAAUUGACUCAAUUAAACAUUCACAAGAAGAAACACCAAAUCAUGAAAAGUUCCACAAAGGCUCAAGUAGCAGAAAUGCUAAUAUUGUUAGCAUGCAAGGAAAGUCAUAUUCAUAUUCUUGCUUAGCCAACCUCAAAUUGGAUGAUAGUGUUGAUUCAGGAGAUGGAGGAGCAAUAAAUGCUGGGGGAGAAACUGCCUCACCUGACACCAAAACCUCUAGAGAUGAGAAAAUAUCCCUCUUGGAUUUCCUUGAUAACCCUGAUGACAGUGAAGACUCAGAAGAGCCUACAAAAGAGCAAGAUAAGCCGCAACAAGAAAAGGGUUUAAGACGUCUGAGUAUGCUCUUUGGUGGUAGCAAAUCUGCAAAGCAUGGCAAGAGAGAACUACCAAAGGCUGGACAUUCAAAGCCAAGUAYUCGUAGUAGUAUGAGAAAAGAAAAAGGACAAUCUAUGACAAACUUAUCAGUCAAAGAUGCUGAUUUAAGAGGAGAAAGCAAGGAAAAUAAAGACUCUGGAAGCAAAACAGCACUUGCUAGGCGUGCAUCAGGCUUAUCUCAAAAGGGGUAUAGAGCUGGAGAGGCACCUACUUUCCCAAAUCCAGGGAUGUUAACCAAGAUGGGUAACCAUGGUAACAAGACUGUUGCUGCAUCACAUUCUUCAAAAUCAACAUCACCACUGCCAUUUAGAAGGAGUCUCAAUCCAAGCCAAGAUGAAGGGGAUGACAAAAGCAUGUCUGGUGUGUCACUUGAAGGUUCAGGAGAUGAAGACGAUGAAGAAGGAGUUUUCACAGGAGAAGGCUGGACAGACUCUGAUCUUGACAUGAAAGAAGAACCCGAUGCUUGGAAUUUAACCGUCGAUAAGAAGAUCCUUAAAAAAAUGACUGCAAAGGAAAUAAAACGACAGGAUGUGAUACAUGAACUAAUACAAACAGAAGUUCAUUAUGUUCGAACUCUAAAAAUAAUGYUUAAGAUCUUCUAUGGUGGGAUGAUUAACUCACUUCAUAUGUCGAAAGGGACCGUGGACAGAAUGUUYCCACAGAUAGAAGAACUACUUGACAUACAUACUUGGUUUUUAACCCGACUUAGAGAAAAAGAGGACGAAGAGACAAUAGUCGAGAAAGUAGGCGACGUYUUGGAAGAACAGUUCAGUGGUCAGACAGGGGAACGCAUAAAAAAUGCGUACGGAGAAUUCUGUAGCCAUCAUAUAGAAGCUGUGGAUCUGUACAAGAAGAAAUUAAAAAAUGACAAACGGUUUGCAGAUUUCGUUAAGAGGUGUAGCGUAAAUAAGAUGUGUAGACGUUUGUCUAUCCCAGAAUGCAUUACCCUUGUAACACAGAGAUUGACCAAGUACCCUUUGUUGUUUGAGGCGAUUAUUAAGACGACUAAAGAAUCCAAACAAGACUAUGGUUCACUCAAAAAAGCUCUUGAACUAGUUAAGGGGGUCCUGCAUGCUGUGGAUGAUGCAAUAAAAGAAUACGAAAAACAGAAGACGCUCCAAGAUAUAAGAAUGAGGAUGGAUCUGAAAACGGUUAUAACGUACAAAGAUGGCAAGGAGGUCAUGAACAUCGACUUUGCUUCCAACACCAGCACACUUCGUUAUCAUGGCAUGUUGUUUUGGAAAACUGCGCGUGGAAAGUUAACUGAGAGUUUAGUGGUUAUUUUAGAAGACAUGCUGGUAUUUUUACAAGAAAAAGACCAAAAGUUGUCAUUACUUUCACUGGACCAAAAGGCUCCUGUCAUUCGACUCAAUAACUUAUUUGUUCGCGAAGUAGCCACAGACACCAAAGCUAUCUUUUUAGUGAGUACCUCUAAAGAUGGACCAGAGAUGUAUGAGAUGGUGUGCAAUACAGCUUCGGAGAAACGAACGUGGAUCAUGAAUCUCAGAGAUGCUAUUCAGUCUGCACCCAAAGAUGACGGUACUGGAGAGCUUAUCACUACUGCUGCGGGAGAGAAACGAAAACUCAUAAUGCGUCGCGCGGAAGCCAUACUAGAACAAAUUCAAAGUAAAGAAGUUGAAGACCAGGAAAAAUGCUUACCAGAAAUUCAAGAAUUAAUUACUCAACUAGAGACAGAAGAGGGUAAUGUAAAAGGUCGCACGAGAAAGGAAUUGGCCAAAACAAGGGAGUCCCUCACCCAGGUCAUGAAUCAAGUGCAUGCGUCGCGGUCUAGUAUUGAAGAAAGUCAAUGCAAUGAGACUACGAGUACAUCUGGUGACCCUGAUGAAGUUGGCUUUAAACGUGCUGUAACUUUCAGCACUUUUGACAAUAAAUUGAAACCUGUURGUGCUGAACAGGCAGUUAACAGAGCACAGUCAAUGAAGACUGAACGCACAGGUAGAAGCUACAACAGACAACUUCCCGGUGCGACUGCUGCYUCCUCUCCUGAUACUGGAAGUCCUCUUACGAAACAUAAAAGAAAAGGGAGUGGGGGAAGCGGGAAAGGUUGGUCAAUUCGAAGCAAGAGCAAAGACGAUAAGGAAACCAGUGAGACUAAAGUUGAUCAAGCGACAUCUUUUYCCCCAGUCAACAUGCCAUGUCAAGAGCAGGACCAAGACGACAAUGAAUGCCUUCCAGACCAAGAGGAUUGCACCGAUAAACCAACGCCGGACGUUAUUYAUUUUUAAUUGUUAAAAGAUAAACAAAAGUUGAAGGAUCUUUCCAAGACAGCCAUGUAAAUACUAGUACUUAAACGUUCCAAGGACGCUAGAUAUCUAAGAAAUCACUUAGGAAUACAYGUCAUACAAUUUGAUUAAAAUCCAGUUUGUGAAUAUUUUCUUAWGCUCUAUUAAUAGAUGUCUUUUACUACGAAAGAUUGAAUUGCACAACUAGCAGAUAGUAUAUAAUGUUGGGACCAAAACAAAUCGUUCAUAUCAGACUUUAAAUAUUUUCUCUGUUCUCUCAGUUAUUUUGUAGGGUGACUUUGUYUAAUCCUCAUCUUGGAAUCUUCUUAGUCUUGUGCUUUUUUAUUUGCAAACGGUUCCCAACACGUGUAAAAUACUACAAGAGCUGAAAAUAUAGAAAAACAUAGUUGUGUCGUAAGUAAAGUUGUAAGAUAGGUAAGAAGGGCUCAUUUAAUUGUUAACCAUUGGUCAGGAUGGUGAUAGAUUUAUGAUAAUAAACUGAUUCUAAAAGCAA